Messenger RNA from Salarias fasciatus (jewelled blenny), 940 nucleotides. It is a transcript of the gene mcts1, whose product is annotated as MCTS1 re-initiation and release factor. Gene Ontology annotation, molecular function: RNA binding. Bases 219 to 764 code for a protein of 181 amino acids. Lineage: Eukaryota; Metazoa; Chordata; Actinopteri; Blenniiformes; Blenniidae. Gene Ontology annotation, biological process: formation of translation preinitiation complex. The record is from RefSeq and is a predicted model, not a curated record. The transcript is spliced from 6 exons.
AGGAAGUUCGGACCUGCCGUACAGCGUCAGAAACUGUCGUAGAAUGACGCUCAGACUGCUGGCCCUGCACUGCCGAACAGGCGUGGAUCUGCUGUAGCAUUUCUUUCAUAAAUGAACUGUAAUAUCUUUGAUAUCUUUUUGUUUCUGGCAUCUGAUCCGACGCUGUGAAUUUGGACAAGAUUUGACACACUUGACGGCGGCAACGGUCUCCAGCGAGGAUGUUUAAAAAAUUUGACGAAAAGGAAAAUGUGUCCAACUGCAUCCAACUGAAAACAUCAGUGAUCAAAGGCAUCAAAAAUCAGCUCCUGGAACAGUUUCCUGACAUCGAGUCAUGGCUCAAUCACAUAAUGCCCAAAAAGGACCCGGUGAAGAUCGUCAGAUGCCAUGAACACAUUGAAAUCCUGACAGUCAAUGGAGAGCUGCUUUUUUUCAGACAGAGAGAAGGACCAUUCUACCCAACCCUCAGACUGCUGCAUAAAUAUCCUUUCAUUCUUCCACACCAGCAAGUAGACAAAGGGGCCAUUAAAUUUGUCUUGAGUGGAGCGAACAUCAUGUGCCCGGGGCUGACGUCACCGGGCGCCAAACUCUACCCGGCCGAGGCUGACACAGUAGUUGCCAUAAUGGCUGAGGGAAAACAACAUGCACUUUGUGUUGGAGUGAUGAAGAUGUCUGCAGAGAGCAUAGAAAAAGUCAACAAGGGAAUUGGAAUUGAGAACGUUCACUAUCUGAAUGACGGACUGUGGCACAUGAAGACGUAUAAAUGAUGAAACACCAGCUGCACCAAAACCACCUCUCGGAGAACAUGGGGAGCUCUUGACAGCACGGAGGUCUGAGCUGCCAGUCAACUGUUUACACGUCCAAACGCCGCUGUGUAACCUGCUGGGGGCUUCGAAUUGACCAUUGUUAGGCACAAAUAAAUGAAAAAUCUUGCUUUAAACCA